GGACGCCGUGCGUUGUCGUCUCUCCGAAAUACUCCAAGGAUUUUCUCCCAGCUCUCGCGAUCCAUGUCUACAUCACCAUCCGAUAGUCUUGCACCUGCGCGAGCUGUGUGGCUCGCCAACGGUCUUCCCGAGGACCUUUUGAGUCAUUUGCGGCUCAGUGAGCACCCCGAUCCGGCCAUUCCUUCAUCCUUCAGACUCGGCUCAGCAGCGCAGACUUCGAUCGGCUUGUCUGGUCUAUCUGCUGCGAAUUUCCAUGCUCUUAGGACAGGGGUAGAGCAAGAUGUCACCGUCGACGCUCGUCAUGCUGUAUUUGAUAUCAGCAGCGAGAAGUGGUAUACCAUAGAUGGACAUCUUCCCGAAGGAAACUUUUGGGAUCCAAUCGCUGGCCUGUAUAGGACUCAGGACAAUAACCAUGUCCGCAUACACACUAACUUCCCUCACCACCGAGACGGCAUCCUCCAAAUCCUCGGCUGUGAGGCCACCCGAGAUGCAGUUCAAGCAAAACUCACACAAUGGAACUCCUACGACUUCGAAGCAGAGGCAGCCUCGCGUAAAAUGUGUGCUUUUGCCUAUCGAUCGUUCGACGAGUGGGACAAGCAUCCUCAAGGCCAGGCACAGGCCAACGCCCCCCCUGUGCAACUGAUCAAGAUCGGCGAUGCACCCAGACGUGAAUUAAAGAGCAAUGCAGAGAUGCCCCUUGAAAACAUACGUGUACUAGAUCUCUGCCGGGUCCUCGCCGGGCCAGCUGCCGGGCGCGCUUUAGCAGCCUUCGGGGCCGACGUUCUCUUGGUGACCUCACCUAGUCUCCCGGAUCUCCCUCUUCUAGACAUAGAAACGUCUCGUGGAAAGCGGACAACCCAGCUUGAUCUCACUUCACCCUCAGGCGUCGACACCUUACGUUCGCUCGCAAAGGAUGCAGAUGUAUUCCUGCAGGCCUACCGACCUGGUGGCGUGGACGAGAAAGGCUUCAGCCCCUCUGAACUCGCCGAAGCGCGCCCCGGCAUCGUGUGCGCAAACCUACGUGCGUUCGGGUGGGAUGGUCCUUGGAAAGACCGACGUGGAUUUGACUCACUCGUACAGACGACCACUGGUAUCAAUCAUGCAGAAGCAGAAGCGUACUCUGCGUUUACGGGUACAACAUACAAUGGGAAGCCGCCACCUAAACCCUUGCCCAUGCAGGCGCUGGAUCAUGUGGCGGGCUACUUCCUCGCGUUUGGGAUCAACGCGGCGCUCUGCAAGACCAUAACAGAGGGCGGAUCAUGGGAAGUACGCGUCUCGCUUGCAGCCAUCGGGCAAUGGAUACGCUCGCUGGGGCGUCUCGACCCAGCGGAAGCGUUUAGUCCACAGGCCAAGGGGUUUCCUAAACAGACAGCCCCAGUAGACCCAGAGGUCGCCGGUUUCUCCACUAGCCUGACGGAGUCCCCUGGAGAUGACGGAAAAGCCAGAAACCAGCUGAGAACGAUGACGGCUAUCGAGCCUGCCGCUGUGCUGUCCCGCACCCCGGCGCGACAGACGGAAGCACCGAUGGGCCUAAACCGUCAUAACCCAGCGUGGCUUCCGUUGAAGCCGUGAGGACUAUACUCUAGGUUAUCUUCGCUAGGCCGUUUGUCCGAGAGACUCGGAUGGACAACUUCUACUCGCCUGACAGACUCCAAAGCAGCUCCCAAUUUGUUUUCUUCCACUUAUAGC
Coniophora puteana RWD-64-598 SS2 is the source of this 1689-nucleotide messenger RNA. RefSeq names its product CoA-transferase family III. Gene Ontology annotation, molecular function: catalytic activity. The transcript has 6 exons. The record is from RefSeq and is a predicted model, not a curated record. Lineage: Eukaryota; Fungi; Basidiomycota; Agaricomycetes; Boletales; Coniophoraceae. Bases 64 to 1572 code for a protein of 502 amino acids.